Molecule: messenger RNA, 1569 nt
Organism: Pichia membranifaciens NRRL Y-2026
Lineage: Eukaryota; Fungi; Ascomycota; Pichiomycetes; Pichiales; Pichiaceae
Exons: 1
Coding region: 1-1569 (522 amino acids)
Biological process (GO): transmembrane transport; carbohydrate transport
Cellular component (GO): plasma membrane
Molecular function (GO): carbohydrate:proton symporter activity
Source: RefSeq, a predicted model, not a curated record
AUGCGCGAACUACUCUCCAAGCAUUUGAUUAUAGGCUUGCUCUGCUUGAUGGUAGCAUUUGGAGGCUUUGUUUUUGGAUGGGACACGGGCACGAUCUCCGGGUUUGUGCAGAUGCCGAGUUUCAAACAAACUUUUGGGGAAUGGAACGUCAAGGAUAACAGCUUUGAAUUCACAAAUACACGUGUAGGAUUGAUCAUUUCUAUCUUCAAUAUUGGCUGUGCUGUUGGAGGCAUUACCUUGGGCAAAUUGGGAGAUGUCUUUGGAAGGAAGAUAGGAUUGAUGGGAGUAAUGAUGAUCUACAUUGUGGGUAUCAUUGUCCAGAUUUCGUCCUUUCACUGGGUGCAGUUCAUGGUUGGAAGAAUAAUUUCAGGUCUAGCGGUGGGAGCUGUCUCUGUUUUGUCACCAAUGUUCAUUGCAGAGACGUCACCUGCUGAGAUAAGGGGUAUCAUGGUCUCCUGCUACCAGUUGAUGAUCACCCUAGGUAUCCUUUUGGGCUACAUUACCACAUUUGGUACAGUACACUCCUAUGAUGAUGCCCGACAAUGGAGAAUUCCAUUAGGAUUAUGUUUUGUCUGGGCUGUGGCUAUGAUAGGAGGUAUGCUAUUUUUGCCGGAAUCAGCAAGAUACUUGAUUGAAAAAGGUCACAUGGAGAAGGCAAGGCUAUCCGUUGCAAAAGUCAACAGUAUGGACCCCUACGAUGAGGUCGUUCAACAGGAGAUUGAAACGUUUACUUUAGCUAUUGCGGAGCAGCACGAAGCGGGCAAUGCUUCCUGGAUGGAAUUGCUCAUGGGGAAACCUCGUAUCUUGGCCCGUCUCAUUAUCGGAAUUGCAUUGCACUCUUUCCAACAGCUAACUGGUAACAACUACUUUUUCUACUAUGGAACAUCAAUCUUUAAAUCAGUGGGACUACAAGAUUCGUUUGUCACCUCAAUCAUCCUUGGUGCUGUCAAUUUUGGCUCCACCUUUAUUGCGCUCUACAGCAUUGGAAAAGUGGGAAGAAGACCGAAUCUACUCUACGGGUCUGUUUGCAUGGCUGCCUGUUUAUUGACCUUUUCUGUGAUCGGAUCCACCAUUCUUUAUCCAAAUGGUUUUGAUCAGCCAACAGAUAAGCAAGCUGGAGGCGCUAUGAUUUUCCUUACAUGUAUGUUUAUUUUCACCUUUGCCACUACAUGGGCUCCUGGAGUAUUUGUGGUGGUUUCCGAGACUUAUCCGUUGAGGAUCCGGUCCAAGGGUAUGGCUAUCGCUACAGCCGCCAACUGGCUAUGGGGGUUUAUGAUUGCUUUUUUCACGCCAUUUAUCAUUUCCCACAUUAGGUUUGCCUAUGGGUUUGUAUUUUUUGGAUGCACUGUUGCGGCUGCCAUUUUCGUUUACUUGAUGGUCCCUGAAACUGGUGGGCUUUCUUUGGAGCAGGUGGAUGUUUUAUACAAAUAUUACAAGCCAGGACAAGCCCAAAAUACCCGUGAUGAGGCAGAAGAGAGUGUCCGUGUCGAAAGGUUGAACGCACUGCCACCUUUUCCCUAUCCUUUUGAAGAAAAAAUUAGCAUGAUGACACCGAACUAUGAUGCAUGA